Molecule: messenger RNA, 7909 nt
Organism: Xyrauchen texanus (razorback sucker)
Lineage: Eukaryota; Metazoa; Chordata; Actinopteri; Cypriniformes; Catostomidae
Gene: tep1
Product: telomerase-associated protein 1
Exons: 56
Coding region: 124-7881 (2585 amino acids)
Biological process (GO): telomere maintenance via recombination
Cellular component (GO): telomerase holoenzyme complex
Molecular function (GO): telomerase RNA binding; protein binding; telomerase activity
Source: RefSeq, a predicted model, not a curated record
GGCGAGUACACAUAAGACAUGACAAAGUUGACCAGCUUCACCCAUGACAGAAGCGCUGCGUUGAGGAUUCGCACCUUUUCUAAACACUGUAACCGGCCCGAACAGCAUUAAAGCCAAUCAGACAUGAAGGCACCGGGUCUACUUCAGUCUGAUCUGAGGGUAAAGACGGAUGCCAGAUUACAACUAAACUAUACCAGACCGAAUCUGGAAAACCGCUUUCUCUCUCAAACAGCCUCAGUUUUGUCCCUGCACCUGAAUGCAUCUCCAUUAUUGACCAAACAUACCACCACAGACUCGCCAUGCCCAGCCCUCCAGCCAACCAGUCUGUCCUCCACCACCAACACCUCAAAUCUUCUUUCAUCCACAACCAUGAACUCACUCUCCUCUCCUUCCUAUUUGCUGACCACCAAGAACACCUUUCUAACGAAGGGCUCACUCCUCCCACCCUCAUCCUCUCUCCCCUUCACCUGUUCCCAUGAUCCUUUACUCAAUUGCUCUCAGAUGCCUUCUGCUGGUGAUGUUAAUCCUCUUGGCCCCUAUACGUCCACUUUAUUGGAGAAUAUUAAGGGCUCAAAUGAAAAGAGAGAAGUGGAACAAGACAUGCUGAGAUACAGUGAAGAUUCUUGUCAGGAUAUCAGACAUGAAGGCUUGGUGGAGACGGACCAGGUGCUGUCCUUGGAUGUGCCAGUUUUGGAAAUGGAUUUAGGUGAAGAGGUGGAUGAGCAAACAGUGGCUUUUCAUGAUGAGUUUGAUAUGCCUGAAACAAGCAUGGAUGAGCAGCUUGAGGAACUGAAGAACAAGAAGUACAAGCUGCUGAAUAUGGUGUGCUGCUCUCUGGUCAACAAAAGCUGUACUCCAGGCCAGAAGGACUGGGAUGAGGAGAAAAGUGUGUGGAGUAUGAUGAAGAACCUGGGUGCAGAGAUAACCUCAAGUGACCCUCAGUUUCUCCUCAAGGUUGCUGUCUAUACCAGGCAGGAACUAAACAUUCGGAUCACAGCCAACUUCCUGCUGGCACUGGCUGCCCAUCUCCCUGGUUCUAAGCCACAUCUGAGAAGGUACUGCUGUACUGCUGUGCAGCUACCAUCUGAUUGGCUGGAGGUGACAAGAAUCUAUAGCACGUGUUUCAGUAAAAGUUUGCCCGCCUGCUUGAAAAAGGCUCUAGUGGAUAAAUUUAAGCAGUUCAGUGAAUAUCAGCUUGCCAAAUACAAUACACGGAAGCAUCGCAGCAAACACAACAAAAAAAAAAGGAAAGGCAAGCAACCCUCCCCAGAACAAUGGAAAAAAUGGGGUGACCUCAUCAGAGUUGAUGCGACUAUGCUUCAAAAAUAUUUAAAGUGCGAGGACCGUGUUGCAGUGGAUAAAAAACAGAUUGAAUUCAGCUUCAAGAAGAUGAUAAAGCGUCUUCAUAUCAAGGAACCAGCAGAAUAUGUCAUGUCCAUACUGGGAAAGAAAUACCCCAGUGAUCUAAAGGCAUUCUCUCGCAGCGGUCUUAGUGGGGUCUGGGAUAGAGAGAGAGCUGGAACACGAAUGAAACUAAAGCAGCCUGACACGUGGGAGCGCAAACUGAGCCAGGAAGGAAACAAAGCUGCCACUUGGGAAAAGCUUAUUGACCGCAGGUCUCUUCCCUUUAUGGCAAUGCUGAGAAACCUGAGGAAUAUGAUCACUGUUGGCAUCAGUGAGAAACAUCAUUGUAAGAUCCUCAACAGAUUGACCUCGAAGGUAGCUGUAAUCCAGAGCAAACAGUUUCCCUUCCGUUUCCUGUCAGCUUAUAAAGUCAUUCUGGAGCUGAGUACAUUUGCUGGUGGACCUGCAGUUGAGGUGCCAAACUCCAGUGAGAUCCUGCGGCAGAUUCUGAAGAAAUUGCCAAAGAGCAAACGCUUUCAACGUUACAAAUGGGAAACUACUGGGCGCAAGAGACUGAGGGUUACAAUGUCUGUGCCUUUCGUCUACCGCAUAUUCAACAUUAAACGCAAUCUCCUGAGAAAGGCAAACCAAAGGCUGUACACUCAGGAGAUAUUGGACCAGUACCGUUUUGCCUUGGAGAAAGCAGUGCAGAUCUCCUGCAAAUACAAUAUCCCCCCUCUCUCUGGACACACUCUUGUGAUCUGCAAUGCUAAUUUUACAGAUGAUGAGAUGUGGAGUUGUGCUCCGGACCUUUGCUUGCCACCAGACCGCACUGAUGCCACUGGAGAGACCAAACUCUCAGCAUCGGCCCGUGAAGCUGCAUUACUCUUAUGUAUGAUGAUAAAACACUGCAGUGAGCACACCCGGCUCAUGCUGCAGUCCUACCAUGGCUUCCAUGAGGUCCAGCUGAAGUCUGAUGUCCUACUGGAUAAUGUGAGGCAAGCAAUUAAGCAAGUAGCGGCCAUUAAUGACAGUGACAUAGAAUCUGAAUACACUGCGACCACUACAUUCUUCUCUAGGCUAAUUGAAGAGAAGGCAAAGGUGGAUCGUGUAAUUUUAAUUGAAAAUGGUUGGACGGACAUGUCGUUGAUGAUGGAAAUCAAUAAAUAUCGGCAAGAGACCAACAGUGACGCUCUUGUUAUAGAUGUACUACUUGGAAAUAAGACUACAAAUGAGUUUUCAAAUAACAAACGGAACACUGUAGAACUCUAUGGGUUUAGCGAGCAAAUGUUGAAGUUUAUCUCGGAGAGAGGCUCUUCAAGGCUUCUGCAGCAUGUGGAAAACAUGGACAGAGUGUAUAACAUCCCCCCUCCACAAGGGCACAAACCUGAAUCUGAAAGAGCUACUGAUGUCAUCCCACUGCCAGCAACGCCAAAGCUCAGAUGGAAAGGUGUGCGGGUGUUCAUCUCUUCUACAUUCAGGGACAUGCAUGCAGAGAGAGACGUUCUUGUUCGUAGCGUGUUUCCAGAGCUCAGGAGGCGUGCAGCACCACACUGCCUCUACCUGCAGGAGGUUGAACUGCGCUGGGGUGUUACCGAGGAGGAGUCUAGCCGCACCGUAGAGCUCUGUCUGUCAGAGGUGUGCCGUAGCCAGCUGCUGCUUGGAAUUCUAGGAGAGAGAUAUGGUCUUGUGCCACCCCGCCCCACGCUACCUGAACUUCCUCAAUACAACUGGAUGGACUCUGCACCCCCUGGGAUGUCCAUCACUGAAAUGGAGAUUCGACAGUUUCAAGCUCUAUAUCCAGACUCUGCCCAGAGCCGGAUGUUUUUCUACUUCAGAUCGCCUCAUCUCUCCAGGUCAGUGCCUGUGGCAUGGAAGACAGACUUUGCUGCAGAAUCCAAAGAAGCUGAAGCUAAAAUGAACAGCCUGAAAACAUGGAUCCGGAGCAAUAAAUUCAAAGUUACAGAAAAUUACCCCUGUGAGUGGGGUGGUGUGGUGGAUGGAAAGCCCUAUGUGAAAAGCUUGGAGGACUUUGGGAAGGCUGCGCUGGAGGAUAUCUGGGAAUCACUACAGAAGCUUUUUGUAGAGGAGACAGAUGAAGAUUUGAUCUUGGAAAUUAAAGAACAGGAAGUGCAUCAGGAUGCCCAACAGCGACAGUUUCAUGGCAGGUCUAAGCUAAUUGCUAUGGCAAUAGAAAACAUUAAGGAAUGUCAACAAAAAGGAGGAAUUCUGCUGGUUGAAGGAAAACCUGGAGAGGGCAAAACUGUGUUCAUGGCUGCUCUGGCCCAGGCACUCAAAACAUCUGACAAAACCAAGAAAGCCCCUCUUUGUGAUGUCAUAUCCUUUUCCACAGAUGCUAGCCAAUUGGCUUGCAAUGUUGAGCAGCUUCUUCGCUGUCUGGUUCAAUGGCUGAGGAAGAGAAAGGAUGAUGUGAAGUUGGCCCCAAAUACAUCUUACAGAAAAUUGUUGUCAGAGUUCCACUUGCAGUUGAAUGAGCUGAAGAAAGAGCAGCCACUGGCUUUGGUUGUUGAUGGGGCAGACCGUGUACAUGAUAGUCGAGGUCAGAGGGUAUCAGAAUGGAUCCCUCAACACCUCCCUAAGGGUGUCUGUCUGGUCCUGAGUGUUACUUCAGGAUCAUCCCUCCAGAACACUAUUUGCAAAAGGAAAGGUGCUGUGUCAUUUCCACUGGGGCAGUUAUCUUUACCUGACAAGAAGGAGAUUGUGCAAAAGCAGCUCGUUGUGUAUGGGAAGAAACUGAGCGAUUCUGCGUUCAAUAACCAGCUUCAGACACUGCUGAUGAAGAAAGGCUCUGUGAAUCCACUCUACCUCCAUUUGGCCUGUGAGGAGCUGAGGAAUUAUGCCUCCUUUGAAAAGAUGAAGGACAGCCUGCAGUCUCUCCCGCAGUCUCUGUGUGAGCUGGUCCAACAUAAUUUGCUGAGGAUGGAGAGUCAGUAUGGUGGAGCAGGACUGGGAUGGGCAUUAGCAACUCUUGCCAUCAGCUCCACCGGGCUGCGGGAGAGUGAUCUUUACUCCAUAUUAAACAUGUGCAAUGAUCUAAAUUCAAGAGGUGGUCAGGUGACAUGGCUGGAAACUCUCCAUAUAGCUAGACAUCCAAAGAGCCGUGUUCCCAUGGCAACAUUCUCUCAACUGGCACGGAAUUUGCAUAGCAUUAUUGGACCAUCCCACGCUCAGGGGUCAGAUGACCUACUGACUCUGACCCAUCCAGAGGUGAUGUCAGCCUUCAAACAGCUCUACCUUUGUACUGAGGAUGACAGAAAGAGAAGUCAUCUGAUAAUGGCAGCUCAUAUUUGGGUCCGGUCAAACCCUCAGGGCAAGGACACUUUUCUUCACUCUGAUGCUGAUAUGCUGUCCCAUCUACCUGCUCACCUGUUGAGCAGUCAGCAGUGGGAGCCUCUGAAUUUUCUGCUUUCCAGUUACUACUACCUCUAUGCUAAUGUGCGACACAGACGUCUACAUGAACUUCUGGAGACUUACAUUUUGUUUGCCACAAAGGAUCAGCUUCAAUCCUCAAAAACAACAGGUGACAUGAACUAUCUUGAAGACUGUCUCAGUUUUCUGAAGCGCCACAGUCUUCUCCUCUCCCAGUGGCCUGCACUCUUUGUACAAGCAGCUCUUAAUGAACCUCCUGACAGCUCUGCCCAUUCAUGGGCUGAAAGCAUGGCAAGAAGGGGAGGUGUGCAUGCUGUAAAGUGGCUAAACAACACAGAAGGAGCAAGAAAAGAAGACAGUGAGCUGGUUUCCACAUUCCACUCUGAGCCCAGUUGUGUGGUGGUGAGUCCUGGUGGAAAACUUGUAGCAGUGGGCACGGAAGAGGGAAAACUUCACUUUAUUCACGCAGAGACUGGACAGCAAGUGAAGUCAUUGUUGAGCAGUUGUGAUGGCAUCUCUGGAUGCAUCUUCCUUGAGGAGGGGCUUCUGGGAACAACCUCAUUUGAUGGACAGGUGGAGGUGUGGGAUAUUGAUAGUGGUUGCAGAACUGCCCAUUUUAAUGCCCACUCCAACAAGAUCACAGGAUGUGAUGUCAGUCCAGACAAAAAACACUUUGCUACGGUCUCAUUAGACUUAAACCUUAAGGUGUGGUCAUCACAGAAGAGCAAAGAGGUGGCCAUCCUCCUGAACCCCUCUCCUCUGAACUGUGUAAACUUUGACCCUGAAGGUCAGCUCUUGGCAGUGGGCUGCUGGGAUGGAGCUGUUCGUGUGUGGAACUGGCUCGAACAGAAAAAUGUUAUGACUCUGUCUGGUCAUGAAAGUUCUGUGCGCAGUCUGUGUUUCUCACCCUGUUCUUCCAUGCUGAGCUCUGGCUGUCUGUCAGGAGAGGUGCGACUCUGGUCGGUCACAGCAGCUGCUUGUGUGGGCAGUUAUCAUGCUCACUGUGGCUCCACUGAGUCACUACACUUCCUGCAAGGAGGAAACCUGUUGCUUAGUGCUGGAUAUGACAGUGUGGUUCAGGUAUGGUCUGGUGGUCUUGGGCGGUCUGUUGCCAUUCUGGGAGAGGAACAGAAAGAACCAUUGCAGCAGCAAAAGCAUUCCAGAUGUGGAAAUGAAGAUGAAGCUAAUGCUCUUUGUGUGGCUGUGUCCAAUGGGUACGCUGCAGUGGGUUAUCAUGGAGAUGGCAUCAAACUCUUCAAUUUGGAGUCAGAAGAGAAGGUCUGGGCCAGUGAGAAGCUUCAGGUGUCCAUGCUCUGUGUAAUGUGGAUGGAGGCUGAAGGGGCAGAGCUGCUGUUGGCUGGGGGCAUGGACCACCAUCUCAGGGUCUGGGAGAGGCAAAAAGAAAGUCUGGAAAGCCUUGUGCUGAUAGAAUCUUUUGGAGUGCAGCAAGGACCUAUACUUGCCCUGGCUCAAAACUCCACUCAUGUGGCAUCUGCAUCAGAUGACUUCACUAUUGCUCUAUGGCUAAAGAGAGAAUUGACUUCUAAGCCCAUGGUUGACCGUACUGUGACAUGUAUUCUAAGAGGUCACAAUGGAGGGGUCACAUGCCUUGCCUUCAGUCCUAAUGGGGAGAAGCUUCUAUCCGGGGGCAAAGAUCAGGCUUUGAUGAUAUGGAAGGUGAAUGGCUCUUCUCCAGUUCUCACCCAGUCUAUUUCCCAUUGCCAUGGUGACUGGAUUACUGGAUGUGCCUGGACAUCAUCUUCUGUGCUUAGUUGCUCUAGUGACUGCAAGCUGCGUAUGUGGGAUAUCCAGACAGGAAGUUGCCUAAAAGAGAUCCUGUCUAGUUCCUCUCUUAGCACAAUGUGCUGCUGGGAGGAUUAUGUAAUGGCAGGCACUGCGGAUGGACUGCUGAUGUUGUGGAAGUGGGAAUCAGGAGUAGAAGUCACUAGGAUUCAGGCCCACAAGUCACGACUCCAUCACUGCACUGUGAUCUCUCAGCUAGAACUGGGGGAAAAUCUGAAACCGAAGGACUUAUUGGUGGCUUCAGCAUCAGAGGAUGGAACUGUUAAACUCUGGCAUCCACUGCAGGUACAUCAUCAUAGUACACUGCAUGGCCAUAGUGCAGAGAUCCAGGCUGUAGUGUGCAAAGAGGAUGGACUGCUGGAGUUUCUCACUGUCUCUAGUGAUCGCUCACUCAGGUCAUGGAGUGUCACCACAGCAAUGGAAACUCAUUGCCAGAAGGGCAGCGUCAGAGCUGUGUGCUUCCUGGAAAUUGAUCAACUGCUGGUGUGUGGUUAUGAAAAAGGCAGACUCGAGAUUUGGCAUCAGAAUUCAAUGGUUUACUGGAAAAAGGUCAGUGAUGGCAGUGUGACUGCAGUCACUAAUAUGCCAGAAUCUCAGUUGGCUGUGGGUUCCAGUGACUGUUCUGUAUGUGUCUGGAAACUGGAUUGGGACUCCAAGAAGUGCAGUGUGAGACUUGAUAAGGUGUCUACAUACAAAGUGGAGCCUCCUGUGAGCUUUUUAUACUACUGUGCCACUCUGUAUGGAACGGAUAUAAAUGGAAGAACUGUUGAUGUGUUCUCCACCACAGACAACGGGACCAAGGAGUUGUAUAACUGGGGACAAGAAGUACGUACUGUCGGAGUGAUGGCGAAUGAUAACAAGAGCUUUUGGCUAUUGGGGUUGAACGAGAACUUGCUCCACAUUAGUUUCAUUGUUUCUUUAAGUCCCAGUGCCUCUUACUACUUGGAGCAUUGUGAAAGUGUGGUGGGUAAGGAGGAGAAUGAGAACCAGAGUGAAGAGGCCAGAUCCUGGAUCACAGCUGCAGCAAUGCAGAAUGACUUUAUUGUGUGUGGCGAUUCUGAAGGGAACAUGUGGUUCAACCAGCCCUCUAAUCGUUCCAGCUGGACCCCAAGAAGACCGGCACACAAAGACAGACUAACUGUUCUGCGGCUUACCAAGAGCCUCAUCAUCUCUGCAUCGAAUGACAGAACUGUAAAACUGUGGGACAGAAACACUAAGAAACAGCUGGGCAUGUUUGUGUGUGGAGGCCCUGUCAAGGUGUUGGAAGUUAACCCCAAUGACCCUAAUGAACUGGUCUGUGGAGAUGCACAGGGUCAACUGUACUUCCUGUCCUGGAAAGAAUGAUACCCUUCAAUUAAAUGUAAUUCAGUCC